AUGAGGACGUUCCUCUUGUUUGGGCGCCAAUGUCUCCGCCAGGGCUUCCAGCAAUCUUCUCCCUUGGUCAGUCGCGCAUCAACGCGACCCUUCGCCUCUGCAUCGUCUAUCCGCCAACAGUUUGCGACUCCACGAUUCCGCGGUAAGAAGAUACUAUGGUCUGGCGCAGCGACUGGUGCUGCUACUGGAGCAAUACUCAGUCCGCUUGCAUUCGUGGAAAUAAGUCAAGACAAGUCUAGCAAUGGAGAGAAAACACACGAAGAGGCCAUGCUGGAGGCGUCGAGGAAGGAGCUCGACGAACAAGUCCCCAAGGUAUUGGAAAACUCGAAGAAAUACCGGCGGGGGAUAUAUUUCUUCCUCGAGGACUACAUAAUAGAGCCUAUUGCGACAGGGCUGCGAUUUCUCCAUCUAGUCGUCAUCUUCGUCCCAGUCAUCGUCACUAUUCCAGUGAUAUGGCUUGGGAGUCGACAGGCAGAUAAGGACAACGAGAGGAGUGGGACACUGUGGUGGUAUAGCUUCUUGGUUUCGUCUAUGGAGAGGGCUGGUGCUGCUUUCAUAAAGCUUGGGCAAUGGGCUGCCUCCAGAACAGACAUCUUCCCGACCGAGAUGUGCACCAUCAUGUCUGAGCUCCACUCCAACGCACCUGCGCAUUCUCUCAAGGUCUCGAAACGAACCGUAGAAGCUGCUUUUGACGGACGACGCUUCGACGACAUAUUCGAGGAGUUCGACGAAAAGCCACUCGGCGUGGGCGCAAUUGCGCAGGUCUACAAGGCAAAGCUCAAACCUGAUCUAGCAACGCUGCAAGACAAUGCUAUCGAUGCGGGAGAACUGAAUUUGGCGCGCAAGAUCAAGAAGAAUGUUGAUGCAACACUGAAGAGCACUCCACAGCGACUCCCGUCAAACCACGUCGCUGUUAAGGUGCUGCACCCCAAUAUCGAGAAGAUUGUACGCAGGGACCUGCGCAUUAUGGCAUUUUUUGCUGCUGCCAUCAACGCGAUACCCACCAUGGAAUGGUUGUCGUUCCCAGACGAAGUGGAGCAAUUUGGUGAAAUGAUGAGGUUGCAAUUAGAUUUGCGUAUCGAGGCUGCGAACCUUACCAUAUUCCGACAGAACUUCAAGGACCGGACAACGGCUUGGUUUCCCUACCCCUACACGGAGUAUACCACACGUAACGUCUUGAUUGAGGAGUUCGCACAAGGUAUCCCAAUGGAAGAUUUCUUGCAGAACGGAGGUGGCAUCUUCCAGAAAGAGAUCGCAGACGAAGGACUCGACGCGUUCCUCCACAUGGUCCUCAUCGACAAUUUCAUCCAUGCAGACUUACAUCCAGGUAACAUUAUGGUCCGCUUCUACAAGCCUGAACCGCUGGACGUGUCCAUGUUCACUCGGAAGGAGGAUCGAAGCACAGGGCCCAAGGAGUCGCGAGAUGUUACCGAAGAAGUGCUCGAGCGUCUACGACCACACAGAAAGGACCCUGAGCAAUGGAAAGCCCGACUGCAGGAGAUCGACAAUGAAGGAUACCGCCCGCAACUUAUUUUCAUUGAUGCAGGCCUCGUUACAGAACUCAACGCUAAGAACCGAGCAAAUUUCCUAGAUCUUUUCAAAUCUGUUGCAGAGUUUGACGGAUACAAGGCUGGUCAUCUCAUGACCGAGCGAUGCAGGCAACCGGAAGCCGUGCUAGACAGCGAAGUCUUCGCUCUACGUAUGCAACAUCUGGUACUGGGUGUAAAGAGUCGAACCUUUGCCUUGAGCAACAUCAAGAUUGGUGACAUCCUUAACGAGGUUCUUUCAAUGGUACGAACGCAUCAUGUACGCCUUGAGGGUGAUUUCGUGAAUGUGGUUCUCAGCAUUCUCUUACUGGAAGGUAUCGGUAGAAGCUUGAAUCCGGAACUAGAUCUUUUCGCUGGUGCUCUUCCAAUACUGCGACAACUUGGAGCGCAGAGCGGUUCGUCGAUGAUCAGCGGGGGUGACUUCUCCAUGCUCAAGGUCUGGGUUGGCCUUGAGGCGCGCAGCUUCUUGCAAGCGUCCAUUGAUACUGUCGAACGGUGUGUCAAAUAUGACCAGUUGGCACCUAACAUUUAG
Messenger RNA from Dothidotthia symphoricarpi CBS 119687, 2079 nucleotides. RefSeq names its product ABC1-domain-containing protein. The transcript is spliced from 4 exons. Gene Ontology annotation, cellular component: mitochondrion. NCBI's taxonomy places the organism in Eukaryota, Fungi, Ascomycota, Dothideomycetes, Pleosporales, Dothidotthiaceae. The coding region runs from base 1 to 2079 and encodes 692 amino acids. The record is from RefSeq and is a predicted model, not a curated record.